ACUAAUCCAAAGACUGAUACUUCGGCUCUAGAGGCUCGGAAUGGAAAGGAUAUUCAGGGAAUUCCAUGGGAGAGAAUGAACUUUUCGAGGGAUAAGUACCGUGAGAUGAGGUUGAAGCAGUAUAAAAACUACGAGAGCCUCUCCCACUCUCGUGAAGAGAUAAAAAAGGGAUGCAAGACGGUGGAGAAAGGGAGCACCUUCUAUGAUUUCCAAUUCAACACGAGGCUCGUCAAAUCUACUGUUGUGCAUUUUCAGGUAGAGAUUUUAUCCAAUCGUCACUUUUCUAAAUCUUUGGUUCUCAAUAAUCAUAACUGGUUCCUGAUUAUUUUCCAAGGCAAAGGCAUCGCGUCAUCUGUAUAACCGAAAUUGGUAUAUUUUUCCUCAUGUUUCGGAAGUAGUAAUUGAAGUCUGCUUUGUUAGUUGUGAUUUCAAAAUAACCCAACUGGUUGCUUCUCUUUAUUAGUUAUCACAGAGCAGCAUGUUGAGAUUGUAUGUUCUUCAAAAGGGUAAAUGCCUUAAAAUAUUCCCUAUGGUCUUACCAAGAGAUGCUAGUUUUCCUUUAUUAGUUGGUUUAUAAAUCUAUUUUAGAAUUUUACACUGCACAGUCAUUUAUUUCAUUUCUUGCUUCUUUUUUGACUUCUCUAUUAAUUGUUUGUUUCAAGGCAUUUAGCUAUUACCUUCUAACAAUUUCACCAAUUAUCAGUGAUAAGAGGUGCCAUCAUUUUUUUUUUUGUUUGUUUGGGGAGGGGGGGGGCAUUGGGUGAAAUUCCUAGUAGAAUUAAUAUAUUUAUACAGCCAAAGUAUCUAUUUUUCUGGUUUAAUUUGUUACACCAAAAUAUUCGUUGAGAAGCUCCCAUUAGAAGAGCCAUAAUGAAUAUCCUUGUCUAUUACAGGUCAGAGAAAAGGAUAGAAACUCAUGCAAGCUAUCUCUUUAUGUAUAUUGUUGAGACAUAAAUUCAUGUAAAUUCUGACAUUAGAGAUAAAAUUUUAUGUUCAUAUGUAGUUUUCUAUGCGCAUAUCAUUAGUCUUGUAGUUUUGCAGGUCCUGAAUACGUAUUAUAUUAUUGCUUUAUGGAAAUUUAGACAUGUACAUGUUGCUUUAUGCCCUUAUUGUCGGGAAGGUAUGGAUUUAUGGUUGGAAAUCUUUCUGUUUUGACUCCGGUAGAUGCUAUUAAUUCAUCUCUGUGGAUAUAUGCACUACUAACUUAAAUGUCACAGUGUUUCAGAUCAAGUUAUGGUCCAGUGAGACCAUUAUGCUAAAAUAGUCUUUUCCAGAUCUUGAGUAUAAAUGCCUCAAGCCUCUUGCCAGUCAUGUUUGUUUUCUACUCUGCAUCUAUGGUCACUUUACUUUUAACAGUAGUGACUGGAAGUUGGUUUUAGUUUAGCUGUGAUUUCUGAAUCCCUUGUUAACAUGUUCUGAAGAAUCCAUGGGGAUAUCCUGUCUUUAUCUGCUAUCUAAAGAUUAACCUUUUUAGACUCCACUAAAUCAUCAACGCAGGUGGUAGUGCAGUGCAAAGAUUCUGUUUAUGUCUGCAUUCUUUAACUUAAGAAUAGUGGAGAAUUGGGCCACUUUCUUUGGCAUACUUAGACGAAGUAUAGAGAAUUGAAUGGAUGAUCGAUAACCUUUUCUACAGUGCAUAUCCAUUGAAUGAGUAUUAUUUAAACUAAGAUGUUGAGAUGCCCAAGCACAAAUAGGGGUGCAUGAAGUUGGCUAACUGAUUUGGUACGUUGUUGAUGUUACUGGUAUAUGGUUCUCAUUUACUAUGUGGAUACCUUGUUUUAACUGUACCUCUUACCAAAUUAUGUUGACAGUUUAAAAAGGAGAGACAGCAAACUUAUUCAGUUGUAUCCAUUUGCUAAAGUUAAAUGUUUGCUGUUAAUGACAAUACACACAAAGGACCAUACUUACAAUACCUUUUACUAAACCUUUCUCAAAAAAAAAAAAAUGACAAUACGCACAAAAACUCAUGGGGGUAUAUAGAGAAUGCUGGUCCGUUAGCUUGUUUGUUCCAUUUUAAUGAUUAAAUUUACCAAUGAUAGUUAUGAGUUGAGAAAAAUAAUAUAUAGAAAGGUACAAAGUGUCAAUGGUUAUCCUUCAUGGUAUCAUCAUGAACAUUGUGCUGGUUCCUCCAGAUUUUUUGUGGGAUCUUUCAAACAUUUAGACAUAAUCAGUGCUGUGUAUUUUUGUGAUAAAUGUAUUUUCUGCAGUUCAAAUUAUUGAAAUGAGUGAUUAAGUGCAGGGUUACACACUGAGUUGGUUAUUACUAUUUUUUGUACAUUACUUGAUUAUUUCUUAAGGCAAAUUAAUUGAUCAUUUACCCCCGCCCUUUUAGUGAAAUAUGCAGCGUCCCAGGAGGUUUUAUUGUGAACUAGUUUAGAAGCUAUGCAUCCUUUAAACUGAUAAUAAAAUUUUAGUUGACAAAUCGGUCCAUGAAGUCCAUGUGUAGGCAAUCGUGCUCUGAAAUUUUUAAUAAAACUGAGUGUUGUGCAUUGUUGAUGGAUCUUAUUAUUCUUUCCCUGCCUUGGGUUUUGUCCAAGUCUGCAUGGUAACCGGCAAGUGUGCUUGGGCUAGGUUUCUUAAAUAUUUCUCAAAUUAUUAGUUCCCCUGCUUUUGUGUCUUCUGAACAAGUGAUUGUGUAAAAUGAAUAUUACUUUUUACCUCUUCCUGGCCAAAUGGUUGUUUUUAGUUUUUAUGCUUCUGCUCUGAUUUGUGAAAUGCCAAUGUUCUUAUAUUGUUAUUGCUAUCUGUUUAAUGUUGCCUUUAACCCCUCCUCUGUGACAUCUAGGAGGACUUUCUAUGCUAUCUUUAUUUCAGCAAUAAAAAGCAGGGUGGGAGUUCUCUCUGAGCAGCUGGCAAAUGAGGCGACCCUGUCCAUAUGCUGAGGAAUCUAUUGUGGGCAACAUCAAAGCACGAUGUGUACUUGAUGCACAAUUACUCUGUCAUGCAUUGGUCCCCCCUCCUCAAGCGGGGGAAGGAAGUACUUAAUGUGGCUGGACCAAUUGUGUCAACUGUGAAACAGACAGGAUCCUUAGCUCAGUCCCUCUCAAGAGUGCAAAUCAGCACGAUGGCUGUUAAAGACAAUUUAUUAGUUGCAGGUGGUUUACGAGGGGAGCUUAUUUGUAAGUAUCUGAACCGCCCUGGAGUUGCCUUCUGCACAAAAUUAACUAGUGAUGAUAGUGCAAUCACCAAUGCUGUGGACAUCUAUCGGAGUUGCAAUGGCUUGACUAGACUGAUGACAGCAAACAAUGACGCACAAGUGAGGGUGUUUGAUACCGAAAGUUUUGCUUGCCUUAACCUUUUCUCCUUCUCUUGGUCUGUAAAUAACACUUCGGUUAGCCCUGACGGCAAGCUUUUCGCUGUUCUGGGAGACAGCGCAGAUUGCUUGAUUGCCGACACACAGUCGGGAAAGGUGGUUGGUAACCUCAAAGGCCACUUGGAUUAUUCUUUUACUUCGGCGUGGCACCCGGAUGGCAUGAUCCUUGCCACUGGGAACCAGGACACAACAUGCAGGCUCUGGGAUGUGAGAAAUCUUUCCAAGUCCCUGGCAGUACUUGAGGGGAGGAUGGGGGCAAUAAGAACUGUAAAGUUCACCUCUGAUGGCCGGUUCAUGUCAAUGGCUGAGCCAGCUGAUUUUGUUCACAUAUAUGAUGCUCGAUCUGGGUAUUGCAAAGCACAAGAGAUAGAUCUUUUUGGGGAGAUUGCUGGGAUGUCAUUCAGCCCCGACACAGAAGCUCUGCUUGUUGGCGUAGCAGAUCGAACCUAUGGCAGCUUGUUGGAGUUCAACAGGCGGCGUUGCAACGCCUAUCUGGAUUCUAUCUAUUAGCCUGCUUCAGUAGAGCUUGUGGUAUUGGCGUUGAUGCCAAGUGAAAACUGCUCGGAAGAGAGGUGGAUGGUGGAUGUACAUAGUUGGCUUGAAGUAUGUGUUGGUGAAGGUGCCGGUCUACGCUAAUGGAUUGCUUCUCUAGAUUUGGAUUGUGGAUUCAGAGCUGUUUUGUUCUCUCGUUCAAACACUAGAAAAGGCCAGAAAGCUUUGAUUGACUAUUUUGUAGAGGAUUGCUUUUUCUUACUCGCUAUUUUGUAAAUGCUGCUUCUGCACAAGCGAGUUAUUAGGAGAAAAAAGUUGUCUAUGUAAAGCUAUUUUUGAGAAUAUUAGUUGUAAUUCCUGUUAAACUUGUUUCUCAUACUAUAUUUUGUCGAGUGCAAAAUUUGGGGAAAGCAAAUCAUAGUACAAACAAAUUUUGCAAUA
Nelumbo nucifera (sacred lotus) is the source of this 4246-nucleotide messenger RNA. NCBI's taxonomy places the organism in Eukaryota, Viridiplantae, Streptophyta, Magnoliopsida, Proteales, Nelumbonaceae. The record is from RefSeq and is a predicted model, not a curated record.